AUGGACUCUCUUUUUGAUGACAAUUGUAUUACAGCAAGACUAGACGACGUCCAAUACAUGACUAGUCUGGGUCUCGAAAGCAAUAUUGGGUCCGCUGCCAAAGACAAAGUGUUCUUCUAUCAUCGAGGUGUGAAAGAUUUGAGCUCCCGGAAGGUUAUUCUCAUAUUGCUUCAUGGAUAUCCUCAAACGUGAGAGUUCUUCCGAGCUGAAAAGUCGUAUAAUAUCAACCUAUAGUAGAAACUUCAUGUAAGGUUAUAAACUGAUAAAUUCCAGUUCCCAUAUACUAUCUUCCCAUAUACUGUCCGUUUCUACUAUUGAGCAGUUCCUGAUUCCUGGUCUAGAUGGAGACACGUGAGUUGUCCGUAACACAAUGCAUAUUUACACCUCUAACAAUAGCACAGGUAGUAGCUCUGCUUCCAAAAAAGAUUCCUCUAUUCAUUCCAGAUGUUUGACCCCGACCUAUCUUGUUUAUCAAACAAUCUAACACUCACGGCUGCCUGGAUAUGGCCGGUCCUCUCCUCUGUCCAUCCCUCACGAUAAACGCGAUGUCGGCCAUGCAAUCCUCAAGGCUCUAUACCAAAUCCUCUCACCAUCCAACGAGCCAAUACCCAUCAUCCUAGCUGGACAUGACCGCGGAGCCCGAGUGUGCCACCGUCUAGCUGUCGAUGCUCACUCUUUAUCACGGUCCACUUUCAAAGGCACCAUUUUAAUGGACAUAGUUCCCACGAUCAUCCAAUGGAAGUCCUUUGCGGACUCUGCAGCUGCGGUAGACAGUUAUCACUGGCCACUUCUCGCAAACGUCGAUCUGGCAACCGCUAUGAUGAAGUCCUUAGGCGCAGAAACAUUCAUCAAAGCAAAUAUCGAAAGAUGGGCUGGCAGUAAUGCCACUGCGGUUGCGAGAUUUAAUGAACAGGAUGCCAAGAGUGUUUAUGCGAGCUCCUUCAAAUAUGACUCGGUCAUCAGAGCUUCUUCUGAUGACUACCGAGCCGGAGCAUUUGAGGAUAUCACUCAACAGGAGGAAGAUCAAAUAGCAGGCAAGAAAUUGGAUGUCGAUGUUCUUGCACUUUUCUCGGCGGGGUAUCUUGGUAGUAGGUAUAAUGUCGAGGAAGUCUGGCGAGAGUGGAUGGGAAGCGGAGUCUUGGAGGUAAAUGGUUUUGGUGGUGGAGUUAGGCAUUUCAUUGCGGAGGAGGCACCGGAAAAGACGUCGGAGGCGAUCCAGAGGUUUUAUGCUCGACAUGGAUGA
Messenger RNA from Hymenoscyphus albidus, 1243 nucleotides. NCBI's taxonomy places the organism in Eukaryota, Fungi, Ascomycota, Leotiomycetes, Helotiales, Helotiaceae. The record is from the annotation of a GenBank genome assembly.